Vigna radiata var. radiata (mung bean) is the source of this 778-nucleotide messenger RNA. Its product is annotated as trypsin inhibitor DE-3-like. The record is from RefSeq and is a predicted model, not a curated record. NCBI's taxonomy places the organism in Eukaryota, Viridiplantae, Streptophyta, Magnoliopsida, Fabales, Fabaceae. The transcript has a single exon. Gene Ontology annotation, molecular function: endopeptidase inhibitor activity. The coding region runs from base 87 to 701 and encodes 204 amino acids.
GUUCUCCCAUCUUCUCUUAUUCACAAAACCUUAACUGAACAGAGAAGAGAAAAGCCUUGAGAUUUGUUGCAUAGCCAACCAAAGAAAUGGCGAGUAAAAUGCUUUUUGCUCUCUUCCUUCUUUCUGUCCUAACCUUUUACCCUCCUUCAAUCACUGCUUUUCUCACGGACGGGAGUGGUCACAUCCUGCAUAAUGGUGGCAUAUACUAUAUAAAGCCACACAUAUUUUCGCAGGGAGGUGGAAUUCGACGAAUUAAAACUGGAAACGAAACUAGCCGUCUUUCAGUUGUGCAGUCUCCCAUUGAAACCGAUUCAGGGCUUCCAUUGAAAAUUUCAUCCCCAUUCAAAGUCACAUUUAUCCCUCAAGGCCCUGUGUUUAUUAACUUCGUAGAUGAUUCCGUCGGUGACAACUCUCUCGAGUGGACCGCUGUUGAGGUUCUGUAUGAAGGAACCUUCGUUAAAGUUGGCUACCAAAAUUCACUCAAAGGUUACUUCGUUAUUCAGCAAGGUUCCUCAGCCAAUACCGUCAACCUUUCGUUCUGUAUACUUGGCGGCAGCCUAUGCGGUAAUGUUGUCAUUGUUAAGGAUGAAGCAGGGAACAGGCUUUUGGCCGUCAAUCAGAAUAAAGCAUACGAUUUUAUUCUUACGCCAGUUCAACAGCCGCGUCUAAAUGAACCACUAUCCAUGAAAACUAGUGCUUGAUGCAUCUACGGUAUGCUUCGGAUGUAAUUAACUACUUCNAGAAUAAAUAAAACAUCCAAAGCUUAUGUCUUCUGAUU